GCGGAGCUUAAGGCUCGUCCAAACAGUGGCGGAGCGAGAGCGUCAGUACGAGCUUCCCCAAGCCCAUCGCCCCCCUAAACCUCUGAAUGAAUCCUACCUGAUUGAGCAGGUUUUCUCUCAGCAUCCCUACCCCCCCUCGGUUAAAGCCCACGUUAAAGGCAGCCCCCUGUACACGGACCUGAGGCUCACCAGCAUGACCGAUGUGAAGCGUGGACAGCCGUCCUGGACCGUGGAGGAGUACAAACGCAGCUCAGGAGAGAAGGGGAAGCAGCUCACAGCUCUGGACCUGCAGACCCAGGAGUCCCUGAACCCCAACAACCUGGAGUACUGGAUGGAGGACGUCUACACCCCAGGCUUUGAUUCGCUGCUAAAGAGGAAGGAGGCAGAGUUCAGGCGGGCAAAGGCGUGCAAGAUUGGCGCGCUCAUCGCAGCUGCUACUUGCACCGUGAUCCUGGUCAUCGUUGUUCCUAUUUGCACCAUGAAAACAUGAGAGAAGUGAUUGAUGGUUGGUUUAAUCUCAGCUGUGUGAGCUGUGGGUGAGUGUGCAGCAGAUUAACUGCGAACAUGAUGGUACUGUAUCUGAUGGAGGUUUGUAGUUUUAAUGCAGUAUUACUUCAGGAGGUCUUUCUGCCAAUAUAAACCCUGAUAGGACAGCUACUGUACUCUAGAAAUGAAAUCAGCAAGUGCAUAAUAUCUAAACUGUACAUAGAGGUUUAACAUUAGUAGUUUAUUGUACUCUUAUAAACUGGGAGCUCAUGGAUUGACUCAUCUGUCUUGAACACCUGCAGCAGAUGAACUGAACCAGAUUUAUUAUCGUAGCCAGCGUAUGAUAUUUUUAUUUUUCCUAUAUUUACUGUACAGUGUAUUUUGAUCAAAGUUAUUUUUGAUGAAUUAUCUGGUUGAAUGUGAGAAGUUGUCUUUAUUUUAUUAUCUUUCUUCAAUAACAGCAGGCAUUUUAGGUAAUUAAAUUUGUGCAACACAUUUUUCUAAUUAGACCCGCGCUAUAUUGAAGUAGUUAAUAAUAAAGAUAUACAUGUACAUAAGCCGCAGACACAUUAUGACUGCACAGAUAAACUGAAUGUAUUAAUAAUGUUAGACUGCUCAGCUGUAAAGCAAUGACAGGACGAGUAAUUGAAUGUUGAGACAUAACCAGCCAUCAGCUCAUCGCAGCCUUCCCUCUGAAACAUUUCCUCCUUUCCUCCUUCGCUCUUCUUCAUUGCAUUUCUUCGUUUCUAUGAGGCUCACCUGGGCUGCUUGUACGGCUCAGCGUUAUUGAUUAUACUCUUUUCCCACACCAGCACAAAGCAAACAGCAUCAACAGCAAGCUCUCUGCAGGUUUGCCCGUCUGUGUGCUGCUGCAGGUUUUACAGCUUUUCAGACAUGAGACCAUCGAAACAACAAGGAGAGAAAAAGUGCACCCAGAUGAAAAGACACAUGUUUGAAAACAUAAAGAGGUAACUGAAGGACAAAUUGUAAAGAGAUUUAACUGACAAAUGAAGUCAAACCGACCAUGAAGAGCUGCCUGUUGUGUUGUGUACUUAAGGAUGCAUUGAGUCUGCAAAGAGUGUUGAAUAAUAAUAAAGUCCAAGACAGCGAGAGACGGCCUCCUGAUGGAGUCAGACCUCAGGAACCUGAGUCUCUAUGUUUGUAUGACUGACAUCAUGUUAAAGAUGAAAAGACGGAGUGAAGGGGGACUCCUCUUCUCUUGGCAGCUAUCAUCCCCAGCGUCAGAGAUCGUGGCACAAAAGUAGACAGACCUGAAGUUGACUGCAGCCAAAGAUAACGAGUUCAGGGUCAGGCUGAGGAACAUUUAUAAACCCCCUAGAAAUCAGCGAGUGAAGGGUAGAACCAAAAGGCGUGGGACAGUGUGGCAUCCAUCACACAGCGGGGAGACAGAGGAGUCAAAUUUAGAGUAGUGCAAACGGUGGACAACCUUAAGCUGAUACUCACUGUUCACUGUCUCUCAUCCCACAGACAAUUAGAUAUCCAACUCCUCUUUCCAGCCAUCUCUGAUCUUGACCUGUGGGCUGGAGAACAAGUGUCAAGCUAACACAUACAUUUAGAAAAAGGACGUCCAAAGUGUUUUAUAAUGGAUCAAAAAAAACCAUUCUUUUCUAGGAGAGUCUCAAAGUUUUGGAUCUUGCAUCGAAAUAAUGUCUCAUUUGUAGGUUAUGAAAACUAUAGCUGGGGCAAACUGAACUCACCUCUUAGCUGACUCAAUGGUAUUUACUGUUAGUUCAUAUACAGGUUCUCAUUACAGACUAAACCUCUUUCUCUCCAGACAUGGAAGGACUUGACUGUGAGGGUAUGACAGAGCACAGCCAACCCAUCAUUAGCAUGGCUGUUUCAUAGCCUGGCCACAUACAGUGUAACCUAAAUAUAGAUGCUACCCUCUUUCUAACCUAUAUAAAAGUAGGACCGCUCCUAAAAGUGAACAAAACCCUGACGUGUGCGGCAUUUUGUCAGCUUAAAGCCUUCAUGUCUGUUUUUUAAAUUGCAUCAAGGUACACAGAGUAAUGCAAGAGUAAGGCAUGUAAAGGUGCUUUUCGACCAGAAGUACCAGGAACUUUUAGGAUUGAAAUGGUUCCUGUGGUCCAUUGGUGUCUGCAUUUCCAGUGAGGCCUGAAGUCCAGUGGAAAUGAUGAAAAUCAGGCCAGUUUCAUGUACAAAGAGCAGUUUCACUCCACCUGACACUCUAAUUAAGGGGUUUUAGGGGCUUCGAGCUGAGCUGUCUGUAACUCUAGUCUAACAUGGGGGCUUCAGACUUCUGCUGGUUUUGCUUCAGGAAAGAGUAUUUAACCCCGUUUGUCUGUACUUGCCUGAAUCACGCUAACAAAGUUUCUAUGUCACACAAGAACAGAAAUGUCAAGGAUUUGUUUCAAAGUCCUGGAUUCUCUGAGAUAAAGAGACAGACCAGCUAUUUGUAUCUCCAGCCGUCCUGGAGUCAGUGAACUGAGUUAUCACAUUAAAACAUUCAGGCAGUGAUCCUCUGCUCUCAGGUUCAUGACUGACCUGAAACAGGCUGUCAUAGCCUGAAGCCUCCCUGGAGGAAAAUACAUCCACUGACUAAGAAAAAUCCUUCAUCCAGUUAGAUGAUGUGAUGGAAAAUGAUCUUGACAUGGCUUAAAACGUAGCAUCAGGUGCCACACUGAGGGGCUAGAUAAUAAGUCGGCUAUUUAAAGCUGCUGGUCUUACAUAUCUUGUGGUAAGCCCCACUAAAAGGAACUAAAAGAUUUUGAACUGCUCCAGCAACAGCUUGUGAAACAUUGACAAAAUGACAGGAAGAAUCCCACAGUAGACAGACCUUUUGUUAAAGACAAAAACCUACAAUCAGACCGCUCUCUGAAAGGAAACCAGACUCCGGUCACACCUCAAACACUGCACUUUCUCUCCUGCAGAGUUUGUUGAAAUGUUUGUUUGACUUCGGUGUUUGCUGCCUUGUCGGGAUCAAAAGUAACAUUUGAUUGAUAAACACUAAAAAUUCUGUUUUUGUGUCUUUGAAAGUGUGAUGUCUUUUUAAAAAGCAUCUUAGAACAAAAAGGUCCAUCUCCGUACAGAUCCUUUCUGUAACAUUAUCAGGCACUUUGAGUAACAAUCUGAGCCUGUUAAGGACAGAAACAAGAACUUUUUGUGGAUGGACUCUAAUUUGGCACAUUUAGUUUAAUGAGCUUGACAAAAAGACACUUUACAUCCUGACAGACGUGGCUAAAUCUCUCCACCCUCCUCCCCUUUUAAUCCAUGGAAACCCUUCAAUAUGAGGUCAUAAAUGAAGGGGUAUCAGUGACUGCCUGAAUUAGCUUCUGCUGCUUUUGUUAACCAGUUCAAUAUCGUAAGUCUGGCCCCUUCUUGAUUUUGAUUGGCAGAUAAGGGAGGAGAGUGAAGCGACAGAAAACAGCUGAUGGUGAGUGUUUCAAUGCUGAGUACUGAAAUGCAUCGACUUUAUACAGAAAAUAGAUGCUGUUAGUGCAAAACCAAUGGGGUAAGCAUACAGAGACCCUAAAAAUAGUGAUGUAUUCCACAAAGUUCAUAAAAAUAGAUUUCUAUAAUUCUCCUUUAAGUUACCUCAUUUGGUCAUAAAACCUGCAGCAGUUUACAGCCUUUUCAGCUCACUAAGAAACAGAUGGGUUAUUUGUAUGAAUAAAGCUACUUAGUCACACACUAAGAAACUGAGUUAUUUUGAUUUUUUACUAGCAAACAUCCAGAACCUGAAAUCAUGAGCCAACUUUCAGUGCCAAUGAAGAAGCAGCCUAACCAUGAUCCUAGUUUAAGUCACCAUGUUUAUGUGUUGUGACACUGAACAAAGACCUAAAGGACAGAAACCCCUUUGAAUGUAAGACAUCCUUUUUCAAUUGUAUUUGUGAAUCCUAACUGUUUCCAUCUCCUGUCAGUCAGUUAUGCUGAGCACAGGUGUGAGCAGAGAGCUGCUCCAUGUAUUUCUUUCCCUGUUUACCAUCCGCUGCAUUGUUUCUGCCUUCAUAUGGGAACAUGAGCUCAGCACACUGUACGAGUCUGUAAAUACUUUCAGGGUGGAGGCACACUAUAGGAGCAGGUGCUAACUGGAAUAUUACUAAUAAAAACGUCUUGUUCUGACUGUU
Molecule: messenger RNA, 4595 nt
Organism: Notolabrus celidotus (New Zealand spotty)
Lineage: Eukaryota; Metazoa; Chordata; Actinopteri; Labriformes; Labridae
Product: major intrinsically disordered Notch2-binding receptor 1-like
Exons: 3
Coding region: 194-490 (98 amino acids)
Biological process (GO): negative regulation of cell population proliferation; negative regulation of TOR signaling
Cellular component (GO): plasma membrane
Source: RefSeq, a predicted model, not a curated record